Messenger RNA from Alternaria rosae, 4270 nucleotides. RefSeq names its product P-loop containing nucleoside triphosphate hydrolase protein. Gene Ontology annotation, cellular component: membrane. The transcript is spliced from 2 exons. Bases 226 to 4167 code for a protein of 1313 amino acids. Gene Ontology annotation, molecular function: ATP hydrolysis activity; ATP binding; ABC-type transporter activity. Lineage: Eukaryota; Fungi; Ascomycota; Dothideomycetes; Pleosporales; Pleosporaceae. The record is from RefSeq and is a predicted model, not a curated record. Gene Ontology annotation, biological process: transmembrane transport.
CUUUCGCAAUGGAGCCAGCUACUACAGGAAGAGCGCAUUCUCAUAAUCAUCGAGCUCGUGUCAGCCGCCCUGGCUGGUGCGCAUGGCUUACUGCUGCCACGCCGCCCGGAGGUCUUCUGGAACGGAGUUGUUGUGGACCGACAAGCCACAAGCUCGGUGUUUGGCCUAUUGUUCUUCUCUUGGUCCCAGUCAUCGCUGCAUGUCCUAUCGAAGGCAACAGCGCCGAUGAUAUGCUGCCUUCCGGAGCUCAAUUACAGAACGCGCGCGCUACACCUCCUGCAGCAGUUUCGCCAACAUGACACUCUUCAAAACAAUCCGUACCCUCUCUGGAGAAAGUUGUUAGCCGUUUACUCGCGGAAAUUGACUGUGCAACUGAGUUUGACCAUUUUUGGAUCCAUCAUUAGCUUUGCGCCGCAAAUGAUGCUUCUUGGCAUCCUCAGGGCCAUGGAGCGAGAGACCGAUAGCGAAAAUAGACUGACUACGACUACUCCGUGGAUACUUGGUCUUGGCGCCAGCGUCAUUAUCUCUGCUCUGGUAGAGAAAUGGACUGUUUGGGUGUCGAGCAUAGACUUGGGUCUCAAAAUGCAGAAGCAGCUUACCAUGCUUCUCUUUGACAAGAUGCUUCGAGGCAUGUCUACUGAACCGGAAGAAGAGGACGACGAGGAUGAUACAAAACCAACAGACCCAGCAAGUCUCAACCUUAUCAAUCUGGUCGCGGCCGAUACGCAGCAGAUCGGCAACUGCAUUCGAGAGGUCUACCGGGGUUACGAGUCGCUCAUUAAGCUUGCAAUCUCCGGCUUCCUUAUUCAGCAGCUUAUGGGAUGGAGAAGUCUGGUCGCCAGCAUCGUCAUGAUAGCCGCGCUUUUCGGUGCCAAUGCCCUCGUUGCACGGCGGCUCGCGCAAGGGCAGAGCAAGCUCAUGGCGGACAAGGACCUACGCGUCUCAGCCGUCACGGAAGCUUUGCUGGGAGUCCGUCAGAUCAAGCUUUCUGGAGCGGAGGAUAACUGGGCCGCGUAUGUUUCAGACCAACGCAAUAAAGAGCUGUACAGUCUCUGGGCCGUCAAUCGAUGGAGCAUGGCCUCAAGGGCAAUCUGCACGCUAACCCCAAUCGUACUUUCCGUACUCGUCAUCUCGAUACAUGUACACGCUACCGGGAGUUUGAAAGCAUCUACCGCUUUUACUGCGCUAUCUAUCCUUGGAUCUAUCAACGGUACACUGGCGGCUAUUCCUCCCCUGCAAUCAAGUUGGGUGCGCGCCUCGAACAGCUUGCGACGCCUCCAGGACUACCUCUAUGCGGCUGAUCAGUGCUUUCCCUCGACCAACCAUGAUGAGAUUAGCUUCAGCAACGCCACGAUACGGUGGAAUGGCACAGGGCUGAACGACUUCGCUCUCAAAGACCUGACAUUAUCCUUUCCUCCAGGUGCUGUGAGCGUCAUCGAAGGGCCCAAUCGCUCUGGAAAGAGUCUACUACUGGCCGCUGUCCUUGGCGAAUGCGAGCUCGUCUCGGGCAAUGUCACCAAGCCCGGCCUUUUCGCUCAGACACAAGGUGUCCCAGGCGGCCGCUCUUGGCCCUUGAAUGUAGCAAUCGCGUAUGUGGGACAGACGCCGUGGAUUGAAGCUGGCACGAUCAUGCAAAAUAUCACAUUCGGGCUUCCGAUGCAAGCAAGACGGUACAAGAAGGUACUUUUUGCCUGUGCCCUGGAAACGGAUCUUGCAACUUUCAAGGAUGGCGACUGGACCGAGAUCGGACCGCACGGAGUCAAUCUCAGUGGCGGCCAGCGCUCACGUAUCGCACUUGCGCGUGCCCUCUACUCCUCCGCGGCUACACUAGUACUGGACGACAUCUUCAGUGCUGUUGACGCUCACACUGCGCUUCAUAUCGCGGAGCAUGUUUUAAGCGGCUCACUCAUCCAGGGACGUACCGUUAUCUUGGCAUCACACCAUCCCUCGCUUUAUAUGCCCAGUGCGAACUACAUUGUUUCACUAUCGGGCGAUGGCCAGUACCAGUGCAGAUAUGCUGACGACCGCAUUGAUAAAGAAUCACAGGAUACACCUAGCGCUAUGAGAAAAAUGACCACAAGGAUUCGCUCUGGGUCCAUUGCCAAAGCUAGGUCGAGACACUCUCGCAAUCUCUCAACCUUAUCUGUCACAUCUGGGGAGCUUUUUGUGAUUCCUGAUAUCACGGGCGUCCUGACGACUCACCAAUACGUCGCGGAUGAGCAGGAACGGAACUCAGGAUCGCAGCACAGUACCUUGAUGUUAUAUCUGCGGUACAUUGGAGGCCUCUGGUACACACUAUUGAUUGUCCUAAUAUACGCGGGCAAUGUUGGUAUUGUCGUCGGACAGUCAUGGUGGAUCGCCCAUUGGGUACAAGAAGACGAACGAAGUACUCAAGCCAUGCGCAUUGCCAGAAACGACAACGAUACCGGCCUCUUUUGGUACUUGGGUAUUUACGCGGCAUUUGCAAUGGCGACUUGUCUUAUCGGCAUUGGGCAAGAAUACCUAACGUACGCGUCCAUGUUCAAUGCUUCAAGACGGUUGUUCGACAUGCUGUUGCACGCUGUCUUACGUGCACCCAUGGACUUCACCGACCGCAAUCCCCUAGGCCGGAUCAUGAAUCGUUUCACAAGCGACACGGCGAUUCUUGAUGAGCAAGUGGGGCAAAUCCUCGGCAGCGCUUUGACAAGUGCCCUGAUGCUGAUUUCGAUCUUCGGAGUCGGAAGUAGCGUUAGUUGGUGGACGCUACCCAUGUCCUUACCGAUGCUUUUCAUGUGCACUUACAGCGCACUUCAGUUCUUUCAAAUAGCACGCAAACUAAAGCAUCUCGAUAACAUCAGUCGCAGCCCGGUACUUGAAAGCUUUUGUUCAACCAUGGAUGGCCUGCCUACUAUCCGGUCGAUGCUUCUGCAGGAGAGAUAUACCCUCAAGUUCGGAGCCUUGGUCGACGACAACACACGGGCACUUUGGAAUCUUUGGCUUGUAAACGCCUGGUUCGGUUGUCGUAUGGCAGUGAUUGGGUCCGCCUUUGUAACUGCAGCCACCUUGAUCAUCGUUUCGAUGCCCGGCAUCACAGUCGCAAUGACAGGUUUCGCUCUGGGCUUCCUCAUCCGCUACACGGAGACUGUUUCUGCGUUUGUUCGCAACUUCAUCAAUCUCGACCUUGCCCUCACCAGCACAAGCCGCAUUCUCGAGUAUACCAACAUACCAAGCGAGCAUUACAGCUGCGGAAUGUUACCACCCGCAGCCUGGCCAGAGUCGGGCCGCGUAAAGAUUUCCGAUCUAGUCAUCAGACACGCGCCCCAUCUCCCUCCUGCUCUAAAUCACGUCAGCUUUGAGAUUGGUCCAAACGAGCGGGUUGGGGUUGUCGGUCGCACAGGCGCAGGGAAAUCGACUCUUGCAAUGGCCUUCUUUCGCAUUCUCGAAGCGGAACAGGGCAGCAUCACGCUUGAUGGCAUCAACAUAGCGGAUGUGGCUCUACAACAGCUGCGCCAGCGUCUCUCCAUCAUAACGCAAGACCCGCAUCUCUUCUUUGGUACUGUCCGCACAAACCUCGAUCCUUUUGACAAGCAUGACGAUACGGAUCUCGUCCAUGCAUUGGAACAAGUUCAUUGGCCCGGCUGCGGCGAUGGGCAUAGCAAAAAAACGAAUCGACUAUCUGGUCCUGGUUUGUUCUCAGAUCCCGAUGAGGCGGUUUCUAGAAGACGCAUGCGUGUUCUAUCAUUGCUCGAGCAACCCAUCAUGGAUGGCGGAAGCAAUCUCUCCCAAGGCCAGCGCCAACAACUCAGCCUCGCACGCGCUAUCGUUGAUCGCUCAAGGCUUCUCAUCCUAGACGAAGCGACAUCCUCCAUGGAUCCAGUCGUUGAUGCAGCAAUCCAAAAGUCGAUACGGGAGCUAUCCGCAUGCGGGUUUGCUUCUAUGCUUGUUAUUGCGCAUCGGAUAGGAACAGUCAUGGACUUUGACAAGAUCAUCGUGUUAGACAAGGGAGUUGUUGUGGAAACUGGUAGCCCUAGCGAACUGCUGAAGCUGCCAGGGGGACACUUUAGAGGCCUAGCCGAAGACGCUAGAGAAACGGUCAAGGAAGCUGAGGUGCAAGAGAUGAUUAUUGAGACUAUACACACGCGCGAAAGCGUUUUCAUACAAGAGUCUAUACAGCAUUCUGUCUCGUAAUCCGCAAGGAGGAGGUAAAUGCAGCGCUGGCGGUUUGCAAAACGGAGGUUAAUGUCUAUGUAAACGUUGAUGUUUCAGAACAUGAAAACAUCUCUAUUUUUUA